GGCUGCUCCUCCUCGGUGAGCACAGGGGGAGGAGGAGGAGGAGGCAGGAGGAGGAGGAUGGGCCUCGAACACAGACUUGCAAUGGCACUGCAAAAAUUGGAUUAAAGCAGUAUGCUGGACAAGAGCGAGGUGGCAACUCUAGGCUUACCCUCCACCACCAGCCAUGGAGGCUCUGACAGUAACAUCAGUGCAGACGGCGCGGGGGCAGCAGCAGCAGGGGUCACAGCAGGCGGUGCAGAGUGUUCAGGGGCUGGCGAGCCGCAGAGGACGCGUGCCGCUCUGGAGCAUCUGCAGCAGAAGAUCCUGAAGGUCACCGAGCAGAUUCGCAUCGAGCAGGAGGCUCGUGACGACAACGUUGCAGAGUAUUUGAAGUUGGCCCACAACGCAGACAAACAGCAGGCGUCUCGGAUCAAGCAGGUGUUCGAGAAGAAAAACCAGAAGUCAGCACAGACCAUCGCACACUUGCACAAAAAACUAGAGCACUAUCACAAGAAGCUAAAGGAGAUAGAACAGAACGGACCAGCCCGCCAGCCUAAAGAUGUCCUCCGGGACAUGCAGCAGGGAUUAAAGGACGUUGGUGCCAACGUACGUGCUGGGAUAAGUGGUUUUGGUGGUGGGGUAGUUGAAGGGGUCAAAGGUGGAGUAUCUGCCCUGACUCACACAGCUGUGGUCUCCAAGCCGAGAGAAUUUGCCAGUCUCAUCAGGAAUAAGUUCGGCAGUGCAGAUAACAUCGCUCACCUAAAGGACACACUUGAGGACGGAGUUGGGGUACACUCUGAGGACACCCCUACACCUCGCGCCCUGAGUGGAAGUGCCACUCUGGUGUCCAGCCCAAAGUACGGCAGUGACGACGAGUGUUCCAGCGCCACGUCCGGCUCAGGAGCAGGCAGUAAUUCUGGUGGGGCAGGAGGAGGAGUAGGAGGAGGAGGGUUAUUAGGACCAACCAUGGGGAGCCCCAGACUGGAUGGGCAUCAUCACCACCAUCAUCACAUGCACAGCUCUUGGGACUCUCUACUGGAGAGCCUGCAGGAGAUCAAAGCCAGCCAGGCGCACAUGGAAGAUGCCAUCGAGGACAUGAAGGGCCAGCUGCAGAGCGACUACUCCUACAUGACACAGUGCCUGCAAGAGGAGAGAUACAGGUACGAACGACUUGAAGAACAGCUGAACGACUUAACAGAGCUGCAUCAGAAUGAAAUGACCAACCUAAAACAGGAACUGGCCAGUAUGGAGGAAAAAGUUGCAUACCAGUCUUACGAGCGGGCAAGGGACAUUCAGGAGGCUGUGGAGUCCUGCCUGACCCGCAUCACUAAGCUAGAGCUGCAGCAGCAGCAGCAGCAGGUGGUCCAGUUGGAGGGAGUCGAGAACGCUAAUGCUCGAGCUCUUCUGGGAAAACUCAUCAACGUCAUCCUGGCACUUAUGGCGGUGCUUCUGGUCUUUGUCUCCACCAUGGCCAACUUCAUCACCCCACUGAUGAAGACGCGAGCCCGGGUCGGUGCCACUGUCCUCCUGACUUUGCUGCUGUUCAUCUUGUGGAAGCAGUGGGACUUUUUGGAGCCGUGGCUGCUGCCCAGCUGAGCUCCCUGAGAGAGGCUGCCUUCAACUCAGUCACCACUUGAGGAUGCAGAGACUGAAAUAGAACGAGGGCGACUGCAUUUGUUCUCUUUGCGUGUGGAGGUGGGGCAUCUGAGGACAAAACAUUUUAGUGGAGGAGUGGACAAGAUCUGGCUGACAGAGAGUGUGAUCAGAGGUGUUUACAACAAUUCUCUGUUUGCCAAGUGACAAAAGAAAACGUCUCAUCUUGUGAGGGAUGAGGACAAAUCAUCGGUUGCAUUGCUGUCACCAAAAACUCAGUUUCUUUUCAGAAAUCUUUUUCCCUCCUUUUCUAAUAAUUUAUGAUAAAUGAAUUGCAAAAACCCCCAAUGACUUUAAAUGCUGAUUAUAUUUGCUGUAACCUUCAUGUUGAAGCUUCAGUAUAAUUGAGAGGAAAAGUUUUUUUUCAUGAAUGUUAUGUGCUCAUGCAUGUCCUCAAAUGUGCACUAAGAUGCAUCUAGCUGGCAUGAGUUGACAUUUCAUUAAUGACAAAAUGAAUCUUCUGUAACUGCCAUUUUGUUGUCAGAAAUGUAGUGCAGAUUUGUUGUCAUUUCCGGUUUGUUGCACAUCCUUUUUUGGUGCUUUUUAGAUGCAUUUCUUUUCUUUUUUGGUCCUUGUUCUUGAAGUUCAAUGAACUGUUUAAAUACGCUGAUAUCUGGAAAA
This is a messenger RNA of Cheilinus undulatus (humphead wrasse), 2253 nucleotides long. It is a transcript of the gene tmcc2, whose product is annotated as transmembrane and coiled-coil domain family 2. Lineage: Eukaryota; Metazoa; Chordata; Actinopteri; Labriformes; Labridae. Bases 112 to 1575 code for a protein of 487 amino acids. The record is from RefSeq and is a predicted model, not a curated record. The transcript has 5 exons. Gene Ontology annotation, biological process: amyloid precursor protein metabolic process. Gene Ontology annotation, cellular component: endomembrane system.